AUGCGUUACGAAUUACAUAUACGAGAACUUGGAUUAAUCUACAUCCCUGUCCAUCUAAAAGAGAGAGAGAGAGAUGAAGAGAGUGUGAGAGAGAAAGACAGUGCAAGAGAAAAAGAUUCUUCAUAUCUAUCUAUCUAUCUAUCUAUCUAUCUAUCUAUCUAUCUAGUAUUAAGUUGUAAGAGUUUUGGCAUAUUUCUUUUUUCUCUUUUAAUUUCCUUUUUUCUUCCAUCCUUUCUUUUUAUAAUCGUAUUUGUUUUUUUUUUUCUUUCUUUCCAGUGUUCCUUUCCUUCUAAACGUUUCUUUUUUCAUUCUUCUAUUAUUUAUUUAUCCAUUUAUUUAUUUAUUUUCUCCAAAUGCUUUCUUUCUUUUAUAACAAAAGUUUCAUUUAUUCAUUCAUUCUUUCUUUCUUUUUUUAAUUUCAUAACCCUACAUUUCUUUCUUUCUUUCUUUCUUUCUUUCUUUCUUUCUUUCUUUUAUGGAUAUAUUUCUUUUUUUUCUUUCUUUUAUAACUUUUUCUUUUGUCUUUUUUUUUAUGGCUAUAUUUCUUUUCUUUCUUUCUUUCUUUCUUUUUAUAACUACAUUUCUUUUGUCUUUCUUUUAUGGCUAUAUUUUUUUCUUUCUUUCUUUUAUAACUACAUUUCUUUUGUCUUUCUUUUAUGGCUAUAUUUCUUUCUUUCUUUCUUUCUUUCUUUUAUAACUACAUUUCUUUUGUCUUUCUUUUAUGGCUAUAUUUCUUUCUUUCUUUCUUUCUUUCUUUUAUAA
This is a messenger RNA of Acanthosepion pharaonis, 762 nucleotides long. The record is from the annotation of a GenBank genome assembly. NCBI's taxonomy places the organism in Eukaryota, Metazoa, Mollusca, Cephalopoda, Sepiida, Sepiidae.